GAGACACCUGUUUGUGGUGGUAUAUCUAAGUGUCGGCGCCCCCCUGCUUAAAGCCAAAGUUUGGAUCUGCAGAGUUUAGGGUCACUGCUAACUUAAUCAGAAGCUUGUGAAUACAAACACAAAAGAAGAGAAAAUAACGAAAAGAAGGGAACUGAACCUUUGAUGUUGCAGUCACCUUCCUCCUGUGCCAUGGGUCCCUUAUUUAGAUUAUGGUGGUUUAUUCCCUUGAUGUUGGCUGUAAAUAUUGAAGCUCAACAGAAAACUUCUUUAAAAAUCAACACAAUUUGUCUGGGGAAUGUCAUGCGUGUGGAUGUUGGCCCACUUGGAGGAAAACUUUUGGAAGUAGCUGUUGCCACUAAUAACUCUGUUGUUGUUCUGACUCCGAGCUUGGCCUCUCAGUGUGGCUUCAGUGUGAAGAAGGAAACACCUGGAAACGCCUUGAUUUAUGUCUCCCUGCCGAACUGUUUUGCUCAAAAUGUGGAUGAUAAAAUAUUCACGACCACACUUCAUCUCCGGGUCCACGGGAACCGCUAUGCUGAAGAUGAGCUAUAUCAGGUGACUGAGGCCUGCCACUACACUGCCUGGGCUUCCAGGGAAAUUGUCUGUAACCACAACUAUAUGGAGGUGUCGGUGAAUAGGGCAUUGCCACAUGACUACACUCUGCCUAAACAUCCCGUCCCACAAUCCAACUCGAAGGCAGUUAAUUCUCGCCGUGCUGCUGAGAAACAGCCCGUUGAUGCAGGAUUUAGGAUGACGACUAUCGUGUUCUUCACACCUGAGGGAGAGAAACCUAUGAGCGUGGCUAAUGCCCAGGAAAGUGGGUAUGGGAUUGGAAAUACUCCUUCAAGACUGGUUCUCCGAAGCCCAAUGAUGGCACCAGAAACGUAUCAUCAGAAUGUUGCAGGAGUAACCAUGAGGGUUUUCAAAACUUCUAUCAUCUUUGAAAAGAAAUGGUUGGCGACUCAAAUCGAUGCAGCUGCUGCUUGCCCUGUUCAAGAAGGUAGCGUGUUCUUUAACUCUGGCAUAAUCACCUGGUAUUUGCCCCGGCAAAUUGACCCAAUGAUUACCUCUGGCCACUACAAUCUAAUGGAGGUGCACUUUGGAAUCAAUGGUCAAAGGCUUGACGGUGCUGAGAUGCAGGCUCGGCAAUACUCAUUAUCCUUAAACGACCUCUACAUUGUCACUCAAAUUCCUAUUGGUGCUGUUGGUGGCUAUUACAAGAGUCAUAUUCAGCACAAUCAGUAUUAUGUUUCCUAUAUGAUUGAGCCAAUGCUUGAAAUGCUCUGGACUGAAGACUCAUCUCAUGAGCACACAAGAUACAAAGUUCUAUUUCACAUUGCAACACAUUUAUUGCCUAGACAUCUCCAACUUGUUGACAAUACAGUUCCAGCAGAGCAAACCUUUAAGAUGGUGCUGGGGCAUUUUGCCCUUGAUGUGGUUCUUCUAAACGUCACAUUCCCCUCGGAAGUAUUGUCCAUGGCUGACUGCAAUGCAAGAGGCUUUCACAUAAUGGAGCACAUGGCUGUUAACGGCAGCAUGAAGGUUUUUGUACUGCAGGUGCCCUUCACAGACCCUGUUGUCUCAAAACAGAAUGGAGAUGGUGUCGUCAUCUACUCUCUUCACAUGACAUUUGGCUUGCUGGUGCUGGAUAGUUUUGUUCCUUUUUCUCACACAGCUCAGGUUGAAGCUGUAUUACAGAACUCAGUCUCACCCUCCGUCUCUGGUGGCUGUGAUCACCACAACUUCCAUAUCAUUGUGAAAUAUGGAACUCAAGGCUUCAGCUUCCAGACCACCGUGGGAAAACGGCUAAUGACGCCCAGUUUAGCUCAGCAUUAUAACUACUUGGAGAAUGGGACGCACUUCAGUUUUACAGUGCCAUUUUCAUCCCCAGAUGUUGCAAUUGAGGCUAUCGAGGAAUCUUCAAUUAGGAACAGGCUUGAUGUAGUUUUGAGCAGUCCAGAAACAAAUGCUCAAAUCCAAGACUUCUCUUUGGUUUGCAACUUUCCCUCAGGACUGACAGUGUGUUUUCCAAAUGGAACAAUGACUGCCCUGGCUGUCAAAGUGGAAUCUGUUCCUACUCUGAAUCCACGUCAGCUCACCCUCAAAGACCCCAGCUGUGGCCCAGUCUACAGCAAUGACCACUAUGCUUACUUUGUCUUUGCUGUAAACUCGUGCGGGACCACAAGAAAGUUUCUGCCUGAUGCCAUGGUGUAUGAAAAUGAAAUCUCACUGCCAGAUGAACUGGAAAUGCAAAUGGCACCAGAGCUCCCAGAGUAUGAGCUACAGGUGUCAUGUUCCUAUGACAUCAGUAAAAGCCAUGCUGUGGCCUUCAACACCAGACAGCGCAGGAGUGAACCAUUUGCUGAGAACUCAAAAGGCCAGCUACAAAUUGAAAUGAGACUUGCUUCAGAUGACUCCUACAGCAAGUUCCAGAAGAUUGAGGAGUAUCCCAUAGCAAAAUAUCUACAGCAGCCCCUGUACUUUGAAGUCCAGUUGAUGAAGUCCACAAACCCUCAAGUUUCACUCCAGCUAGAGAAUUGUUGGGCAACACAGGACAAGGACAGGAAUUCUCAACCCAGAUGGAAUCUGAUCAUUAACAGCUGUCCAAACCCAGUGGACCCAUACCAGGUAGUCUUCCACCCAGUUCAGACUGAUGCCAGAGUUCACUAUCCCUCUCACUUCAAACGCUUUGAGGUCCAGAUGUUUGCCUUUGCAGAGGGCCAAGAUGACUUGAGCAGCCAGGUUUUUGUCCACUGUGAUAUUGUGAUCUGUCACACUAAAAUGCAACUUAGCGGAGUCUGUGGUGUGGAGUGCUCAGACCCCAAAAAUGGGCCCAAAGGUCAAAGACGAGAUGCUCAUGACUCCAGUCAUGUGUAUGUUGGACCACUCAUCAUUAAUAAAUAAACAUUUUUAUAUCACU
Menidia menidia (Atlantic silverside) is the source of this 2920-nucleotide messenger RNA. Lineage: Eukaryota; Metazoa; Chordata; Actinopteri; Atheriniformes; Atherinopsidae. The record is from the annotation of a GenBank genome assembly.